AUGGCACAGUCACACACGAACGAAGAGGCGGUCACAACAACAACCACCUUCUUCAUAUCAAAUCUGCACUGCCCUAGUUGUAUCACCAGUAUCCAGUUCUGCUUGGAAGAUUUGGGCAUCCAACCGACUUCUAUCUCUCAUUCAAUUAUUCACCACUCUGUCACCAUCCGCCACUAUCCUGAAACAUCACCCAACACCAUCACCUCUAGCUUAGAACAAGCAGGCUUUGAGGUCUUCAGUGUUGCACAAGCAGAUCGGGAACCCACAUUCAGACCUUGGCAACCUGAGGAUACCGGCAUCAAUGAAGACUGGGGCCUAGAGCAAGCUGUCCAGCGAUGGAAGACUGCAUGGAAGGACAAAGAUGUCGAGGUGGAGAACAGCAGAAAGAGAAAGAGACAUGUGGAGCAAUGUGCUCAAUGUCUCAAAGAACUUCGAAAUGCAUCUGAUAUCGAGAGAGGGGUCUCUAUCUCUACAGAAGAGGGAGACGCUGCGAAGGACACCGAAGAGCUUGGUUCUGUAACGACUGCAACACCUGAGCUCUUCCGUGCCACUUUCUCGAUCGAUGGUAUGACAUGCAGUGCUUGCGUCACCAAUGUCUCUCAGGCCAUCUCUCAGCAUUCCUUUGCACAGGACAUCAAUGUCAACCUACUCAGCAAUUCCGCUACAGUCACCUUUUCAGGUCGCGACAACGACAAGGUAAUCCUUGAGUCGAUUGACGAUGCUGGAUAUGACAUUUCUUUGAAUGAGAUUGAGAAGUUGGGUAACAAGCAGAAGCAAAGUCCGGAUGAACACACAUGGAAAGCAACAUUCUCAGUCACUGGUAUGACUUGUGCUGCUUGUGUGAGAUCUUUGACAGCUGGACUUGAGGAACCAGCAUGGAUUACAAACGUUCAAGUAAAUCUGAUCUCCAACAGUGCGACGGUAGCCUUCGAAGGAACCAAAGAUAAGGCCAAGGACAUCGUGGUAAUCAUCGAAGAGCUCGGCUUCGACGCCUCGGUCGAGGAUUUGCAAGGCGUUGACGCAACGCAGAGUUCGUCCACAGAACGAAAUAUCGCCCUACGAGUGACAGGCAUGUACUGUCAUCACUGCCCGCCACGGAUACUACAGGCUCUCUCGGACAGAUUUGGCAAAGACGUAACAAUCGACGAAGAAUGCAGUGUAACGAGUCCGCUUCUAAAACUCAGAUAUCAACCUCAGCCACCAACCUUGACCCUUCGACACAUCAUCGAUACUAUCAAUGCAGUUGAUGACGAAGUCCAAGUUAGCAUUUUCAACCCUCCAACACUUGAACAGAGAUCAAGAGAGAUUCAUGCUGCUGAACGCAGGAAGAUACUCCUUCGCUUCACCCUCUCCCUCGUUACCGCAGUCCCCACCUUCAUAAUUGGCAUUGUCUACAUGACUCUUGUCAAUCAUGAAAAUGGAGGUCGCAGAUACCUCAUGCAACACAUCUGGGCCGGCACAGUCAGCAGAGCAGAUUGGGCUCUCUUCAUAAUGGGCACAGUCAUCUACUUCUUUGCCGCUGAUAUCUUUCACAUUCGCAGCCUUCAAGGCAUCUAUCUCAUGUGGAAACCUUCAUCCAAAACUCCUCUUAGUCAUCGACUGUUGAGAUUUGGCAACAUGAAUAUGCUGAUUAGUCUUGGAACUUCAAUUGCAUACUUCGCUUCCAUCGCGGCCCUUGCUAUCAAUGCUACGAGUGCGAAGGCGAUGGGCGAGGGUCAAGCUUAUUACUUCGACAGCGUGGUUUUCCUGACUUUGUUCCUGCUUGGGGGCAGAGGCUUGGAGGCCUGGAGCAAAGCAAAGACUGGAGACGCUGUUGCUGCUCUGGGGUCUUUGAGGCCUGAUACCGCACUCCUCGUCACCCAUGUCGUACCUUCUCCCGACACUACGACUUUGGAAAAGACGGCUACAGAACUGCUGGAGGUCGGAGAUGUGGUCAGAGUUCUCCACGGCAGUUCUCCGCCCUUUGACGGCACCAUUAUAGAUGGCGAAACCAAAUUCGACGAAGCCAGUCUGACUGGAGAGGCAAGGCUUGUCGCCAAACAUGCAGGAGACCAGGUCUUCUCGGGCACGAUCAACAAAGGCUCACCCAUCGACAUACGCUUGACCAGCAUCUCUGGCACUUCGAUGCUAGACCAGAUCAUCAAAGUGGUUCGCGAAGGACAGACAAAGCGUGCUCCGGUAGAGAGAGUAGCUGAUAUCAUAACCUCACGCUUCGUGCCAUUCAUAGUUCUCAUCGGCAUUGCUACCUGGAUUAUCUGGCUCUCACUCGGUCUUUCUGGGGCCUUGCCAGUCGAAUACCUGGAUUCAGAGAUCGGCGGGUGGCCAUUUUGGUCCCUACAGUUUUCCAUAGCUGUGUUCGUGGUGGCAUGUCCUUGCGGUAUUGGUCUUGCUGCUCCCACUGCUCUUUUCGUGGGUGGUGGUCUGGCAGCCAAAUAUGGUAUACUAGUCAAGGGAGGUGGCGAGGCUUUCCAAGAGGCUAGUAUGCUUGAUUGUGUUGUCUUUGAUAAGACCGGCACUUUGACACAAGGCACUGCGCCUGCUGUCACAGAUUGCAAGACCUUCGGCAAUAAUGACGAGAAGAUUAUGAUGAUGGCGAAAGCGCUUGAGGAAAACAGUAGUCAUCCGGUCGCAAGAGCUGUCGUCGAGCAUAGUAAAGCUAAGAUUCAAGAGACUGAAGGCACGCAGGCUCUCAAUGUUGAGGAGUUGCCUGGCAAGGGUCUCAAAGGCACUUUCGACAUCGACUCGGAGACACAGAUCACAGCAAUCAUCGGCAACGAAGCGCUCAUGGCAGACUUCGAUGUACGAAUCGACUUAGAAAGCAAGAAGUUGAUUGAGAGCUGGAAACAGCAGGGCAAGUCUAUCGCUCUUCUAUCAACUUCUUCGUCCUCCUCGAAUACAGGCUUCACUCUAGCAGCAGCCUUCGCCAUCGCGGAUCCUCUACGACCCGAGGCAGCCACAAUUGUCAAGUGGCUGCAAGACCAAGGUCUUGAAGUAUGGAUGGUCUCUGGAGACAACACGACGACUGCGAACAGCGUGGGCGCAGCAGUCGGCAUACCGUCCUCCAACAUCAUGGCUGGAGUUUUGCCUGAGCAAAAAGCAGAUAAGAUCAAGUAUCUGCAGCAGACGCUUGUACCAAGGCAUUCUCGAGGUUUAAUCGGUUCACGCAAGCAAAGGGCUACUGUGGCCAUGUGCGGUGAUGGUAUCAAUGACGCUCCAGCUCUUGCGACGGCAGAUUUGAGCAUUGCAAUCGGAUCGGGAUCCGAUGUGGCUCUGUCGACGGCAUCAUUCGUCCUGGUAACAUCUGACUUGCGUGCUUUGGUCCGACUAUUGGAGCUGUCGCGAGUCGUGUUUCGCCGAGUUGUGCUCAACUUUGCUUGGGCGUUGGUGUACAAUCUUGUUGCUCUGCCAGUUGCUGCAGGAGCGUUGUAUGCGAUUACCAGCGGAGGAAAGCACGUCCGACUGGAUCCGGUAUGGGCGAGUUUGGCCAUGGCACUGAGCUCGGUUUCGGUGGUAUCCAGCAGUCUCCUGCUGCGCACCAAAAUUCCGAUCCUCGGAUUCAGGCCGUCAAAAGUUAUGUAG
This is a messenger RNA of Aureobasidium pullulans EXF-150, 3579 nucleotides long. Its product is annotated as heavy metal translocatin. Gene Ontology annotation, biological process: monoatomic cation transport; copper ion homeostasis. Gene Ontology annotation, molecular function: ATP binding; copper ion binding; P-type divalent copper transporter activity. The transcript is spliced from 2 exons. Gene Ontology annotation, cellular component: membrane. The record is from RefSeq and is a predicted model, not a curated record. Bases 1 to 3579 code for a protein of 1192 amino acids. NCBI's taxonomy places the organism in Eukaryota, Fungi, Ascomycota, Dothideomycetes, Dothideales, Saccotheciaceae.